Messenger RNA from Trypanosoma grayi, 1728 nucleotides. RefSeq names its product putative pumilio/PUF RNA binding protein 1. Gene Ontology annotation, biological process: post-transcriptional regulation of gene expression. Gene Ontology annotation, cellular component: cytoplasm. The transcript has a single exon. Lineage: Eukaryota; Euglenozoa; Kinetoplastea; Trypanosomatida; Trypanosomatidae. The record is from RefSeq and is a predicted model, not a curated record. Bases 1 to 1728 code for a protein of 575 amino acids. Gene Ontology annotation, molecular function: mRNA binding.
AUGUCGUCGGACGAAGAGGCUGUUGCAGCGCUUUAUGCAAAGCGUCAAGAGUUGCUGAAACAGCUCAGCGAAAUCAAUAGCGUUAUCAGAACCCUAGAGCAGCAGAUGAACGAAAAGGCAAACCCAAACGGGAGCAUCAAGCAAGUUGACAGUGGCACUGUUGGAGGUACAGAUGCUGAGCGUGUGAGCCACCUUCUGGAUUGUUGUGUGCGAGACUCCAAUGGAUUGAGAGAUGCCAUGAAGGUGGUUGACGCCUGCAAGGCCCUUCGUGAAGGGGCCGUUGAGGGUGAAGCAAGUAAACAAAAACUUCUAUUCUGCAACACGUUUCUACACGGAAUGAUCGCUAAAGCACAUGACCUGGCACUUGAUCCGAAUGGAAGUGAACUAGUUCAGCAUGCUCUUGGUUUGUUGAAGAACGGAGGGUCUGUGUCUCCGUCAUUGCACAUGACCGACUACCUCGUAGAUUCCACCAGUGAUUUAUCAGAAAUUCUUCUUCUUCUUUCAGAGUUGAAGGAUCACAUACCACAGAUUUGCUGUGACACCAAUGGUACACGUGUCAUGCAAAAACUCUUCGAUUGUGUUAAAAGCUUGGAGGAAGUUGAAUUCAGCGCAGACUGUUUUUCACGCUCCAUUAUAACCUUGUGCAAAGACAUCAAUGGUAGCCAUGCUGUUGCCCGGUUAUUGGCUGCAGCACGUCAAGCAAACUUUUGUGGCGAAAAUGAACUAGAUGAGCCCACAAAGGAUAGGCUCUCAAAAAUUCACAAGCUAUUGUACGAUAACUUUUCAGAAAGUUGCGUUGAUGUUUGCAGGAAUCGUCAAGGAUGCUGCAUUAUUCAAAAAUGUCUCCAAUGGGCCCCUGAACCGUAUUUUUCCACAAUCAUCGACACUGUUCUGCAGAAUACACUAAAACUUGUUCAUGACCCAUUCGGCAACUACGUAAUUCAAUUCAUUCUAGAUCAUGAACACGAUCUUGCGCAGCGUUCUAGCCAGGGCUCUGAGACGACAAACUACACAAAUCGAACCAUAAGGCAAAUGCUUCACAACGUUGCCUCACUUUCGUGUAAUAAGUUUAGCAGCAACGUCAUUGAAAAAUGCUUAAAGACAGCUUCUCCAGAGGUGCGACAGCUCCUUGUUGAUGAACUAACCGACCCACAAGUCCUUCCCAAACUAUUGACAGAUGGAUUUGCAAAUUAUGUUAUCCAGACAGCCAUCGUGACCUCUACGGAGGAAAGCCAGUUCACACAGCUGCAUGAUUCUAUCAUGCCACUUCAAAAUUUGCUGAAAAAUUCACCUUAUGGUGUAAAGGUUGAGGCAAAACUGGCACGUCGUCGGCGUGAAUGUGCUCGAAAGCAGAAUCAUCACAAGCAACAAAACCGACGGAACACGGCGCUCUCGCAGGCUGCAGACCAUGUAGCCCCUGACGGCUUGUUGGGCUCACAGCUUUUGCCUGGAAUGCACAGAAUUCCAACUUUAGUAGGGACUGAUGCCCUCAACCAGCACGCAGUGGCGUUUUCCAACGUAUCGAAGGACAUGACUCAGAUGGUGGCUCAACCGCAGUACAUGCCAUUUAUGUUUCAAGGGCAACAGGCACUCAUUGGUCUACAUCAGAACCACUCUCACCAGCCCUUCCCAGUAAAUAUGAUGAAAGAGGGCACCAUUUGGGGACCCCAACAAGGCUUUUCCGUGUUCCAUCACCCAAACCAGAGAAGUGAAGAUGGACAAUUGUAA